Messenger RNA from Tupaia belangeri chinensis (Chinese tree shrew), 2290 nucleotides. It is a transcript of the gene DCAKD, whose product is annotated as dephospho-CoA kinase domain containing. Gene Ontology annotation, biological process: coenzyme A biosynthetic process. The transcript is spliced from 8 exons. Bases 592 to 1287 code for a protein of 231 amino acids. NCBI's taxonomy places the organism in Eukaryota, Metazoa, Chordata, Mammalia, Scandentia, Tupaiidae. The record is from RefSeq and is a predicted model, not a curated record. Gene Ontology annotation, molecular function: dephospho-CoA kinase activity; ATP binding.
UGCUAAUUUAGUUUCACAUGUGGAGGCUCCAAAAUCCAAGGUUUGACUCCAGCUUGCUAGUGCCAGGACUGCAAAUGAACCGUUACGGGCUGCCGUUGAGAACCGUUACCAUUCCCGGAUCUGGAAAAGAAGUGUAAGAGCCAGGAGUCACUGGAGUCAUCUCUAAUGGAUUCGGGGUUGUUCAUCUCACAAAAUCUGAAGCAGCACCGUAUUCCAGGCCUCCUGCUAAUGCUAAGGACACAAAGAAAUGGACCCUGAGGCACACUCUGCUCUAGUUUCCUUAUUUUUGAGCCCAAGAUCUUGUCAGCCCGGGAACGUGGGGAUGGUAUAGUGGCCUCCAAGCCACUCCUUGCUGCAGAGCUCCCCAUCGGAGCCAUUUGGUUGAAGAGGAGGGACUGUUCAGCCCAGUGGAGACUAACACCUGGCCAACAUGGUGCUGGUGUUCAAGGCCCAGCGCUGACCAGGCCUGCUCGCUCUGAGAGGCUCUCCUGCUGGCUUCCCUCUGGAGGACCUUCCCCAUCAACCAGCCCCACUCUGCAGUGAUUCUCGGCUCUUGGCUCCGUAGUCUCCCUGACCCCCUUUCCUGGGAAGAUGUUCCUGGUGGGCCUGACAGGGGGCAUCGCCUCAGGCAAGAGCUCAGUGCUCCAGGUGUUGCAGCAGCUGGGCUGUGCAGUGGUUGAUGUGGACGUCAUUGCCCGGCAUGUCGUCCAGCCAGGCUACCCUGCCCACCGGCGCAUCGUGGAGGCCUUCGGCACCGAGGUCUUGCUGGAGAAUGGUGACAUCAAUCGGAAGGUCCUUGGGGAUCUGAUUUUUAACAACCCUGACCGGCGACACCUGCUCAACACCAUCACCCACCCUGAGAUCCGCAAGGAAAUGAUGAAGGAGACCUUCAAAUACUUCCUCCAGGGAUACCGCUAUGUGGUUCUGGACAUCCCCCUGCUGUUUGAGACCAAGAAGCUGCUCAAGUACAUGAAGCACACCGUGGUGGUGUACUGUGACCGGGACACGCAGCUGGCACGGCUGAUGCAGCGGAACAGCCUGAACCGUGAGGACGCAGAGGCCCGCAUCAAGGCCCAGCUGCCCCUGAAGGAAAAGGCCCACAUGGCCCGCCAUGUGCUGGAUAACUCAGGCGAGUGGAGCAGCACCAAACGCCAGGUCAUCCUCCUGCACGCUGAGCUGGAGCGCUCCAUGGAGUACCUGCCACUCAGGCUCGGGGUCCUCACAGGUCUGGCUGGCAUCGCGGGCCUCCUUUACUUGCUCAUCCACUACCUUCUGCCUUCCCCGUAGCUGGGCACUCUGAGGAAGGAAGCCACAGGCCCCAUCUCCUUGGUGGCUGAAGUUGGGUAGCACAUCCCGCUUCCUUCUAGCCCCUUGGCACACACAGGGACGGACACACACACAUGUGAAUCUGGCCUGGGCCCUGCACUGGACUAACCUUUCUUUGGAGUGCGUCCCUAGCAGGACGCACUCCAAAGAAGCAGUCCACGGUGUGUAGGAGCUCCUUCCUGCUUUUCCCAGAGCCUCCCAGCCCCCGGCACACCUACAGAACAGUGUGCUUGAUGGUGCCUAAGAAAAGACAGAGGCCGGUAGAAAUUUCUGAGGGCAGGGGUGGGGGACACUGUGGCUCCCUCCAGCGUUUACAGCUGAGAGGCCAAGGGUUCCCUGGGCUUGAGCCCUCUCCAAGUGCAUGCUCCCUUGUGGAAUCCUCCUUAGUGAGCCACGAGAACUCAUCUUGGACCCAGGGCUUCUCCCUUAAACAGGGUUCUCCCCUGGCUUGAAGCUCUUGGCCAGGCUACAGCAAGCGUUCUCUUGUGGGUAAUGCUGUAGCAAGGCAGAGGCCAGGCCUCUCCAGGGAAGUCUGGUUUCCCGGAGGCUUUCUCUAGUGUUCCUGACACCCUGCUCACCGCCUCCCACAGCUCUGCCUCCAACUGGUGGACUCAGACUGAGCUCUGGUACUCCAUAAGCACCAUGCUGUUUCUCACCUCUGUGCCUUCCCCUGCACUCGGGCCUGACUGCCUUUUCUUUUCCUUUCCCACAACUGGCCCACUCCCAGCUCAGGCACCAUCUGACGCCCCGCCUGGGGUUGGUGCUCUGGGACUCCCCACCUGUUUGACCUUAAUCCGCAGUGAAGUAACCAGCCACAAGCUGGCUGGUUUCUCCCUCUAGACUGUGAGCCCUUGAGCAGGGACAGUGUCAUUCAUCUCUGUUCCGAGCACAGAGCCUGGCUCGCCGUCAGUGCUUAAUAAAGUGUGUUGGUCUGAGAUGCUCCAGACCAAUGGAGUUUUCCAGA